GCGAGCUCCAACAGUUUUGCCCAACGCAUCUACAUCCUUCGAUUUAUCGGUCGGCACUAUGCUGCCGUCGGCAAGGCCACUCGUUACCGCCACCGCCGUCCUCUCCUUCUGCUUCUGCUUCGGCAGCGUGCUGCUGGCGGAGGGCAUGGUGCAUAACCAUACAUGGGACAUCUCCUACCAGUACAAGUCCCCCGACUGCUUCGAGAAGCUCGCCGUAACCGUCAACGGAGAGGCCCCUGGCCCGACCAUCCACGCCACGCAGGGCGACACCAUCGUCGUCACCGUGAAUAACAAGCUCGAGACCGAGAACACGGCCAUCCACUGGCAUGGCAUCCGCCAGAUUGACACGCCCUGGGCUGACGGAGUCGGUGGCGUGACGCAGUGCCCUAUCCUGCCCGGCGAAACGUUCACCUACACAUUUGUCGUCGACAGGGCUGGCACGUAUUUGUACCAUUCUCACUACGGCAUGCAGCGCGUGGCGGGGCUCAACGGCAUGAUCGUCGUGACCGUUCCAGGCGGCGGCAGGGAGCCCUUCACGUACGACGAGGAGCAAACCGUCCUUCUCGAAGACUGGUGGCACAAGAGCGUCUACGAUCAGGCCACGGGUCUUGCUGCCAAGCCCUUGGUCUUCGUCGGUGAGCCCGAGUCUCUCCUAAUCAACGGCCGAGGAAUGUUCAACUGCUCGAAGCUGUCUACCGCCACAGGAACAUGCAACAACUCCCACCCAGACUGUGCAUUGCCUACACUAUUCACCGUCGUGCCUGGGAAAACAUAUCUCCUCCGCAUCGGCAGCCUCACGUCGCUUUCGUCGCUCAGCUUCGAGAUAGAGGGCCACUGGAUGACAGUGGUGGAGGCGGACGGCCACUACGUCCGGCCGUUUGUGGUAAGGAAUCUCUUCAUCUACUCCGGCGAGACAUACUCCGUGCUGGUCAAGGCCGACCAGGACCCGAGGAGGAACUACUGGGCCACAUCCCACAUCGUUGGCCGCAACCCCACGACUCCCAGCGGCAAGGCCAUCGUGAGCUACACCGGCAACGACCCGUGGAAGACACCACCCACUACCCCAACGACUGGCCCGCCAUGGAACAACACAGCCAUCAGGGUGGAACAGAGCAGGGCCAUUGCCGCGCACCCGGGGUACGUCGUGCCGGCGCCAGCGAGAGCCGACCGCACGCUGCUCCUGCUCAACACGCAGAACCAAAUCGAGGGCCAGACCAAGUGGACUAUAAACGGUGUGUCCCUCCACUUCCCGCCGACGCCCUACCUCGUGUCGAUGAAGCACGACCUCACCGCUGCGUACGACCAACGCCCGCCGUUGGACACGUAUGACCACAAAGGCCACGACAUCUCCGCGCCGGCGCUGACGAACGGGACUAUUGGCAGCCCGGUGUACCGGCUGGCAUUUGACUCAGUGGUGGACGUGGUGUUGCAGAACUCCAACAUGCUCAACAACAAGAGCGAGACGCAUCCGUGGCACCUCCAUGGACACGACUUCUGGGUGCUCGGCCAUGGCGACGGCAAGUUUGAUCCGGCUUCGGAUGCAUGGAAGCUUAUGAAUGUGAAGAAUCCAAUUAUGAAGAACACGGUGCCGCUGCACCCAGAUGGGUGGACGGCACUGAGGUUCCACGCAAACAACCCAGGGGUGUGGCUCUUCCACUGCCAUGUGGAGGCGCAUGUGUUCAUGGGUAUGGGUGUGGUCUUUGAGGAGGGCGUUAAGAGGGUCGGCCGGCUGCCAUCAUCCAUCAUGGGUUGCGGACUAUCCAAGGGACUCCAUUAAGUGGAAUGAACUUCCACAAUCACAUGUCUAUCUAUGAUCGAUUACUACUUUGUUUUAGGGCAUGAUU
Molecule: messenger RNA, 1844 nt
Organism: Lolium rigidum
Lineage: Eukaryota; Viridiplantae; Streptophyta; Magnoliopsida; Poales; Poaceae
Product: L-ascorbate oxidase-like
Exons: 2
Coding region: 59-1777 (572 amino acids)
Cellular component (GO): extracellular region
Molecular function (GO): oxidoreductase activity; copper ion binding
Source: RefSeq, a predicted model, not a curated record